GGGCAUCGGCGCAUCUGACAGCCAUUGGUGUGCGGGGGUUAGGGUGAUAUUGCGGUCGAUGAUCAUUUCGCCGCCUGCGGCUCCCGUCGGCCAGCUUCACAUCGCAACCGGGGUAGACGGAGAGCUGAAGCCUGAAAGGCCUCCCUCCCCCUCUUCGUCUGCGAUCCAGUGGCACGUGUCAGACGUGGUUCGCACAAGACGUUCCUGAGCGGCCCAGGGGUAAGCCUUGGGGUAUUGAUUUGCUUCUUUACUUAAGGUUGACGAUUGCCACACACAUCGCGAGAACCACCGUCCCUUCAUCCCGCACCCUCAAGACUCCCGCCGCAAGCCGCCCGCUCUCCCAUCCACUCCGCACCUCCGUCUCACCCCCGGACUCGGACCACGUGCCACAGCGUGCACCCAUCUCAUAUCACCAUGCGCGCUGACACCACCUUUGCGUUCCUUGCACAGGCUCUCGCCGUCCAGAGCGUGCGGAUCGUCCAGUCCAAUGACGAUGGGUGGGCAGAGCUCUAUGUUCGCUCCUUCAACGAUGCGCUGAGAGCCUCGGGUCAUGACGUCCUACUCUCGGCACCUGCUGAGAAUAAGUCCGGCUCCAGUUCCUUCGACGUUGAGCCGAGCCCGCGCACUAGCGCUUGCCAAUACAACAGCUGCGCAGCCAACAGCGGACCAGUCGGCUUCAAUGAGACCCGCAAGGACCUCCGCUGGGUCAACUCAUACCCAGUAACCUCCAUGCGUUACGGUAUCGAGCAGUUUGCUCCAGAGCAAUUCAAUGGCGCCGCCGUAGAACUCGCCGUCUCUGGCCCAAACGUUGGCUCCAAUCUCUGGCUCCAGGUUCCUUUCUCAGGCACUGUCGGUACCGCCGUCUACGCCUCGGGAACAAAGGGUAUCCCCUCCAUCGCCUUCUCCGGCUCCUCGAAUGGCACUCUCGCGUGGAACACGCUUCCUGUGCCUACGCGCAGCGCAGUCUACGCCGAGCUCGCGACCCGGCUGGUAGACGAGAUUGUGAGCGGGGGCGCUCCGUACUUACCGGAGAAGACAUGGUUGAAUGUCAAUUUCCCGGAAGUUAGCGACACGGAGUGUAAUGACCCGGAUCAGUUCAAGUGGGUCCUGAGCCGGAUCAACCCGGGUCUGCUGUCCGGUCCGGACGUGAGCACGUGCGGUGACGACGCGAGGUUGCCCGAGGAGAACACGGUCGUCGGCACGGCGGGAUGCUAUAUUUCAGUCAGCGUUGGUGAUUCAAAUGAUAAGACGACGGCGUCCAAGGAGAAGCAACAGCCUGUGCUGGAUCGGUUGUCAGGAUUCUUGUCUUGCUUGCCUUGAAGCGGUAGAGAAGGCGGGUUUCUUAACGAGAUAGUUGUGUCAUUGUAUGGCGGGUUAUAAAUGACGCAGGGAUGAUUUAGUCAUGCGAGGGCUUCGAGCUGUGAGCCGUUGUUGAAAGGGUCGACUUGAUUCUCGCGGAGAAGUUUCGAGUAGACUCGGUCACGUUUGCGUGAAAGUGCAUGGAUGAACUGGUGCAGGGCUGGUCGCCGCAUCCCAUAUAAAAAGGUUCCUACUGGAUGAGACGGAGGCUCUAUCCCACACACCGACAAUGGCGAGGGCGAGACCAACCGCGAAGUUACAGAGUGAGGUACCUCUAUUGCUGUGAACGUAAUUGCUACUGUAUGUAACCAAUCAUGAUAGCAAUACUAGACAUAUGCACUUAGUUCAACCGCACAAUCUACGGCUCAUCAUUAUUUCCCA
Colletotrichum phormii is the source of this 1740-nucleotide messenger RNA. Its product is annotated as 5'/3'-nucleotidase sure. Gene Ontology annotation, molecular function: nucleotidase activity. The record is from RefSeq and is a predicted model, not a curated record. Lineage: Eukaryota; Fungi; Ascomycota; Sordariomycetes; Glomerellales; Glomerellaceae. The coding region runs from base 415 to 1320 and encodes 301 amino acids. The transcript is spliced from 2 exons.